This is a messenger RNA of Aspergillus neoniger CBS 115656, 625 nucleotides long. RefSeq names its product Fumarylacetoacetase. Gene Ontology annotation, molecular function: fumarylacetoacetase activity. The annotation marks the transcript as partial. The record is from RefSeq and is a predicted model, not a curated record. The transcript has a single exon. NCBI's taxonomy places the organism in Eukaryota, Fungi, Ascomycota, Eurotiomycetes, Eurotiales, Aspergillaceae. Gene Ontology annotation, biological process: L-phenylalanine catabolic process; L-tyrosine catabolic process; homogentisate catabolic process.
CUCGUCAACAUCUGGCCUAUCCUUACAAAACCAAAAUCCGUCCACAGAAAGUCAUAGACAACGAAACCCUCAUCCCAGUAUAUCCUCGGAUAAAUCUGGCGGAUAACUUCAACCAUCGGGAUGUGGGCGCGAACUGCAUUCAUCCGACGGGCCAAUCUCCGCAUUUACGAACUAUAAAAUAUCCUACUAUUCCGUAUACGAGAUAUCCAAAGAUCAUAGCAAGCAUACUCACUCCUCAGACAGCAUACAAGAGACAAAACAGCCAAAAUGACCUCUCCCUCCUACUCUGACCACUUCUCCAUCCACAACCUUCCCUACGGCAUCGCCUCCUCACCCUCCCAUCCCACCCCACAAUGCGCAACCCGUCUCCACAACACUGUCAUCUUCCUCUCCGACCUCCAAUCCGCUGGCCUCUUCUCCUCAAUCCCAUCUCUCCCCGAGAACAUCUUCUCCAACACCACCCUUAACCCCUUCGCCGCCCUGCCCCGUAGCACCCAAACCCAAGUCCGCCAUGUCUUGCAAUCCAUCCUCCAAACCUCCUCCACCUCCUCCCUCCCCGAAUCCAGCACUGCAGACAUUACCACCGUAACCAUGCAUCUCCCCGUGUCUAUACCUUCUUUCACCG